GCCGGGAGGCGGUGCUGGUCAGGUGCUCCGCGCAGAGGCUGCGUGCAGGUGAGCCGCUGCAAGUUCAAGGGGCGAUCCUGGCUUCCGCUUCCUCCUCGCUAUUGUCCCCGGGUCUGCGUGAGGGACCCCCCCCCCCGACCCUCCGUCCUCUUGUCCCAAGCUCAUGCGGACCGUCCGGAUCGCUGCGAGGGUUGUCUUACACUGAACUGAUCAAAUACUUUGAAAAUGACUUCAAAACUCCUCUGGGGGUCCUUCGUACUUGCUGCACUAAUAUUCUCAGUUACAUUUUCUCUCCAACCAGACCAGCAAAAGGUUCUACUCGUUUCAUUUGAUGGAUUCCGUUGGGAUUACUUAUAUAGAGUGCCAACACCCCAUUUUCAUUAUGUUAUGAAGUAUGGUGUUCAUGUGAAGCAAGUUACUAAUAUUUUUAUCACAAAGACAUACCCUAACCAUUAUACUUUGGUAACUGGCCUCUUUGCAGAGAAUCAUGGGAUUGUUGCAAAUGACAUGUUUGAUCCUAUUCUGAAUAAAUCUUUCUCCUUGGAUAACAUGACUAUUUAUGAUUCUGAGUUUUGGGAAGAAGCGACGCCAAUAUGGAUCACAAAUCAGAGGGCAGGACAUUCUAGUGGUGCAGCCAUGUGGCCUGGAGCUGAUGUAAAAAUACAUAAUAGCUUUCCUACUCACUACAUGCCUUACAAUGAGUCUGUGUCAUUUGAAGAUAGAGUUGCCAAGAUUAUUGAAUGGUUUACAUCAAAAGAGCCCAUAAGUCUUGGUCUUCUUUAUUGGGAAGACCCUGAUGAUACGGGCCACCUCUUGGGACCUGAGAGUCCGCUCAUGGGGCCUGUCAUUUCGGAUAUUGACAACAAGUUGGGAUAUCUCAUACAAAUGCUGAAAAAGGCCAAGUUGUGGAACAUUCUGAACCUAAUCAUCACAAGUGAUCACGGAAUGACCCAGUGUUCUGAGGAAAGGAUAAUAGAACUUGAUCAGUAUCUGGAUAAAGACCACUAUAUCCUGAUUGACCAAUCUCCAGUAGCGGCCAUCUUGCCAAAAGAAGGUAAAUUGGACGAAGUCUAUGCAGCCCUAGCUCAUGCCCAUCCUAAUCUUACUGUUUACAAAAGAGAAGAGAUUCCAGAAAGAUGGCAUUAUAAGUACAACCAUCGAAUUCAACCCAUCAUCGCCGUGGCUGACGAAGGGUGGUAUAUUCUACAGAAUAAGUCAGAUAACUUUCUGUUAGGCAACCACGGUUACGAUAAUGCACUAGCAGACAUGCAUCCGAUAUUUUUAGCCCACGGUCCUGCCUUCAGGAAGAAUUUCACGAAGGAAGCCAUGAACUCCACAGAUCUGUACCCUCUGCUCUGCCACCUCCUCAACGUCACAGGCAUGCCGCACAACGGAUCGCUCGAGAGUGUCCGGGAUCUGCUCAGCUCAGCAAGCCCGGGAGCACGUCCUCGCGCACCGAGUCCCACGCUCGUCCGUGGCAGCGUGGAGCCCGGAGAAGACGAGCGUGAGGAGCCCUAUGCUUAUUUCCUAGGGGUGUCGCUCGGCAGCAUUUUGGUGAUUGUAUUUUUUGUAAUUUUCAUUAAACAUUUACUUCGCAGUCAAAUACCUGCCUUACCAGACAUGCAGGCUGAAAUCGCUCAACCGUUGUUACAAGCCUAAUGCUACUUUGAAGUGGAGAUGGUGUACUUAUUUCAGUGUUUAAAGGUUUCAGAUUCUAGGAAACCAGUUUCAGGCAUUUGCCCAGAUCAUUAGGCAGUUAUAAACAUAGACAGGAGCGCGCGUGCACAACACACACACACACACAUCAUUAGGCAGUUAUAGACAGGAGCGUGUGUGCGCGCACGCACACACACACACACACACACACACACACACACACCAAGUACACAUACCCACAAAGGAUUAAAGUGGGGAAGUAUGAAUCUCUUAUUCUCUCUGGCUUAGGGGAAGAUAAAAUCCUGCUUUAUUUGGACAUGGCACAUAUAAUAUAUAUAUAUUUAGCACCUUUGCACUAAUUAAAGUACCUUAUGUAUUGCACUUUAAAUUACUCUCCUAAUGGGUACUUUUAUAUGAAAUGCACUUUACUGACGAUUAUGUCUUAUAAUUUGGUUGAAAAACAAAUUUUUUUCUGCCCACAUCACAGAAUACUUGUUAGUUGUUGUUCAAACUGAAUGAAAUUUCAAAUAAUUCCUGAAAAAUGUCAAAAUCUGUCUCCUUAAACCGGGAGUGCAAAAAGAAAGUCAAAACUGUUGGAAAUUAAAUGUGACAACCUUUGUACAUCGAAUUUUGGAGAGAUGCAUUCCCAACAGCAGGAUGCAUCUGUGGGCAUUCCUUCUCAUACUUCUUUCUAAAAGACAUGGGUUUUCAUUUUAUUUUUCUUAAAAAAAAAAAAAAGGUUCAAGUACUGACGGAUUCAUUCUAAACAUGCCGUAUCUGUCAUGAAAUUCAUGAUUGCUGUUUUCUGAGGAGUCAUUUUGCUCUGAUUCUAUAAUAAUGAAGACACCGUGAUAUCCGUGUCCUUCCUAUGUAGUCCGUGUCCUUCCUAUGUAGUCUACUGUGAACAGAAGCCAUCGGAGACCAUCCCAGCAAUAAGCUUUUCUUCUUGUUCUGUAGUUAUUUGCUUCUUUGAAAACUAAAUCACUAUUAAUCACAUUAAAAAUCACAUAAGAUACAACAAUGUUUUCUUUUUGGUAACAUGUAGUAAGAGAGCACGAGCAUCUUUAAGACUUGAGCAUUUGCAGAUCCAGUCCCAAGAGAGCACAAGCUAUGUUAGGUAAAAUGUAGGCCACUUGAUCCACAAGAAGGGCUGUGCGGAGUUAGGGAAGGAAAAUUAAGUGGGACUUUGUCUGAGAUGUUCCCACUGUCCCUAGAGCAGUGCUGAAGGGUGCCUCAUGGCAGAAACCAGUGAAAUAGCUCUUAGCGGGGACAGGUAUUGAAACAAGAGGAACUGAGAUCAUAGCCUCAGUUCCUGAAAUAGUGGGACACCCACUCACCAGGUGCUCAGAGGGAUCAAAGAUGAAGUCAGGUUCACAGACAUCUGUAUGGUCACUCAGCUCCUCUCGUUUCAACCACCAAAGCUGUGCUUUAGAUCUCUGAAGUAGUCAGGUUGGGGGGACCUAGGGUUUACCUGUCGUUUUCUAGAGGAAAGAGAAAACCCUGGAAAGAACAGCUUUCUUUGAAAAAAAAAAUUAUAUAGACAGAUGGCCCAUAGAUGAUACUGUGAUUUUGUGUAUAUUAAUGCACCAACUGGCUCAUGAUUAGGUAAAAUGGUGUAGGUAUUCUAGAAAGAAAAGGUAAAGCAGAUAUAAAGAACAAAAGUCGUUUCACCUUCAAAAAUAGAGUUGAAUUUAAGUACUAUUUAGAAUAAAGCGAAUGCGUUAUUUUUUAAAUGAUACCAAUAAAGAAGUUUGGCCCUUGAUUCUCAUUUCAUUGCAAAGCCUUUUAAUCAAAUAGAAUGGAAUUCCUGGACGGGUACUGGCAUUAAAAAGCUGAGAAGUUAGAUGGUAGAUGGCAAACUCAAGAAGUCUCUGAAGGAGACAUUUUGGAAUCCUCAGUGGCCACUCCUCUUGGCUUGCUGCAUAGCUGUGAACUUUACCAGCAUCACUGAGAUGCCAGGAUAAUGACCAAAAGAUGAAACUGGUCGAUUUAAACGCAUUACUGUUUAAAUGCUGUCUGUACAUUUAAAAAUUGUUGCAUUAAAUUCAUUUUAGAAUUGCCUUAGUGGUAAGAGGAAAGCAAAUGCUGUACCAUUGAUGAAAUCAUUAAAAUUCUGAUCUGAAUAUUGGA
This is a messenger RNA of Leptonychotes weddellii (Weddell seal), 3786 nucleotides long. RefSeq names its product ectonucleotide pyrophosphatase/phosphodiesterase family member 5 (gene ENPP5). The record is from RefSeq and is a predicted model, not a curated record. Lineage: Eukaryota; Metazoa; Chordata; Mammalia; Carnivora; Phocidae.